Mycena indigotica is the source of this 1359-nucleotide messenger RNA. RefSeq lists its product as uncharacterized. The transcript has 3 exons. Lineage: Eukaryota; Fungi; Basidiomycota; Agaricomycetes; Agaricales; Mycenaceae. The record is from RefSeq and is a predicted model, not a curated record. Bases 46 to 1359 code for a protein of 437 amino acids.
UAUCAACCUCCUCCUCCAACCUCCUUCCAGUUCUUCCACAUUACGAUGCUUGCGUCUCGGCCCGUGCAGCACCUUCAACAUCACGACUAUCUCAACGCGAAGACGCCUGGACGCGAAAAUUCUGGCGUCCAUCGAGGAGUUGGUGGCGCUAAGACUGUGCAAGGCAAAGGGAGGUUAGGUGUUGCUGGGGCUGUCUCACAAAAGGACCUUGCCAAGACUGCUCCCCGACUCGUAACUCAAACUCAAAGCCGACCGCUUCCCUUGGGCGACAAGACACCGUUCCCCAACCAAGCUAGUCGAUUCGUAACGCCUCUGCCUGGCGAGGAGAAAAUAGCCAAGCUUAAUCUCGGACUUGCUCUCAACACCAUCGACUCCAAGCCAUCAGCGCCAACGUUUGCUGGGACCACCCCAGACAGUGUAUUGCGGCCAAGUUCUUCUCGCCGUCAUGGUCGUACCCCCCGUAUCAGCGGGGGUGCGUUGGUGGGCAAGACGAGUUUUGUUACGCCGAUGAAUAGCGGGAGGCACUGGGAUGUUGACGAGGGAGAUAUUCCAGUAGAACUUGCAGCACCUGCUCCCGAGCCAGCAGAGGAGGACGAUUACGACGACAUUGAGUACAUGCCCCCUAAACUUGACCUUCAGUAUACUCCUCCGCUCGACUUCGAAAUUCCCGAUUAUAGCCAAGCCGGCAAGGCCCUCCUCGAACGAAUGCAUUCCUUCCCACUGGCGUCCGAAGACUACCUGUCUUUACCAGAGCCGACCUUCACUUCUGAAAACCUUCAUUGUGUCAUCGACUUGCCACUGUCUGAUACAAAUCUGAGUGAUGAUUUGGACCUCAGCUUGGAGGACCCGUUCGCCCCGAAGUUAUCGAAUGCUAGGGCAACAGUUGCAUCCAGAGCACCCUCCCGUCCCGCUUCGACCUUACGACAAGCCUCAACUCUAUCCAGCGCUCGCAGCCAUGCUCCGGUACCUGUGACCCGGGCACGGAAUGCGCGGCCCAUCCCAACCAGUCGACCUAUCGUAAACUCGACCACAACAACAACAAUGGCAACGAAGAGUAUUCGCUCUACAGCUACAUUGACCACGAGGACAACGACUAGUACAAAAUCAGGACCAACGCAACGAGCCGUUAGUGUGGCUGCGAAUAUUCGACCAAAGCCAGUCGCUCGUCCGACCCAUUCACGAACCCUUUCGGCAUCAGCUUUGCCACCAACAGCAAUGCGUUCGACAGCUGGACAGUCUGGUCCUCGAGCUGGUCAAAACAUCGGCGCGAAAAGUCUCCAGGUGGCCGACAAUUUCACCAGCAUUUUGGGAAGCAGUGGAGAAGAUACGACGGCAGAAGAUUUCUUGUUUUCCUGUUGA